This is a messenger RNA of Chionomys nivalis (European snow vole), 2338 nucleotides long. It is a transcript of the gene Alcam, whose product is annotated as activated leukocyte cell adhesion molecule. Gene Ontology annotation, biological process: cell adhesion. Bases 561 to 2312 code for a protein of 583 amino acids. The record is from RefSeq and is a predicted model, not a curated record. Gene Ontology annotation, cellular component: plasma membrane. Lineage: Eukaryota; Metazoa; Chordata; Mammalia; Rodentia; Cricetidae. The transcript has 15 exons.
CACACGCCUUCCCGUCCUCCACUCAGAGCAGCCCGAGCCCGCGGCCGCCGCCACUGCUCCAGCUGCCGCCGCUCCAGCCACUGCCGCGGCUGCCACCUGAGGAGACCCACGGUGCGAGCCCAAGGCGCUGCCUCGCCGACCUCUCCGAGGUCCCUGUGACCCGUGGACGGUGCGACUCUCAUUGCUCUUCUUAUCCUCUCCUUGGCAAGAAGAGAAAGUAGCAGAAGAUAGCAGCCAAAAAGCACCGCGUCCACCUUGACUGACUACUGAAGCGUCGUCUCCUGGAAUACGAGGGUCUCCUGUCCUAGGAGGAGCAGCCAGAGACACUGAGAGAGGGUGCGGAGGGGCAGGAAGGAGUUGCGGGUUGCGCGUGGAGGAAAGUUGCGUGUGGCUUAGACCCGACGGCGCAGCGCCACGAUCCCCCGGGGACCGUGUGUCUGGGAAAACGCCGCCGUCCCUUUGAGUCGGGACCCACGAGCGAGCGGGCCCCGUGGGCCCGGGGACGACGCCCCCUUCUGCGGCGUGGACUUUGUGGGUGGCCCUCGAGGAGGAGGAGGAAUAUGGCACCUAAGGUGUCCCCUUCUUGCCGUCUGAUUUUCUGCCUCUUGAUCUCUGCCGCGGUCCUCAGACCAGGCCUUGGAUGGUCCACUGUCAACUCAGUUUACGGAGAUACCAUUGUCAUGCCUUGCCGACUCGACGUACCUCAGAACCUCAUGUUUGGCAAAUGGAAAUAUGAAAAGCCCGAUGGGUCCCCAGUGUUUAUUGCAUUCCGAUCCUCUACAAAGAAAAGUGUGCAGUAUGAUGAUGUACCAGAGUACAAGGACAGAUUGAGCCUCUCAGAAAACUACACUUUGUCUAUCAAUAAUGCAAAGAUCAGCGAUGAAAAGAGAUUUGUGUGCAUGCUAGUAACUGAGGACAACGUGUUUGAGGCACCUACACUAGUCAAAGUGUUCAAGCAACCAUCUAAACCUGAAAUUGUAAACAAAGCACCAUAUCUUGAAACAGAGAAGCUACAAAAGUUAGGUGACUGCAUUUCAAGGGACAGUUACCCAGAUGGCAACAUCACGUGGUACAGGAAUGGGAAAGUUCUGCAACCCCUUUUAGGAGAGGUGGCCAUACUUUUGAAAAAUGAAAUUGACCCAGUUACUCAGUUGUAUACCAUGACUUCAUCCUUGGAGUAUAAGACAACCAAGGCUGACAUCCAAAUGCCAUUCACUUGUUCUGUGACAUAUUACGGACCCUCUGGCCAGAAGACAAUUCAUUCGGAACAAGCAGUCUUUGAUAUUUACUAUCCCACAGAGCAGGUGACAAUACAAGUGCUGCCACCAAAAACUGCCAUCAAAGAAGGAGACAACAUCACUCUUCAGUGCUUGGGCAACGGCAACCCACCUCCUGAGGAGUUCAUGUUUUACUUACCAGGACAGCCUGAGGGAAUAAGAAGCUCAAAUACUUACACACUGACAGAUGUGAGGCGCAAUGCCACAGGAGACUACAAAUGCUCGCUCAUCGACCAAAAAAGCAUGAUUGCUUCAACAGCCAUCACAGUUCACUAUUUGGAUUUAUCCUUAAACCCAAGUGGGGAAGUGACCAAGCAGAUCGGCGAUGCCCUGCCUGUGUCAUGCACAAUAUCUGCCAGUAGGAAUGCGACCGUGGUGUGGAUGAAAGAUAAUAUCAGGCUUCGAUCAAGCCCAUCAUUUUCUAGCCUUCAUUAUCAGGAUGCCGGGAACUACGUCUGUGAAACGGCUCUUCAGGAGGUGGAAGGGCUGAAGAAAAGGGAAUCACUGACACUCAUUGUAGAAGGAAAACCUCAAAUCAAAAUGACCAAGAAAACUGACCCCAGUGGCCUGUCUAAAACCAUAAUUUGCCAUGUGGAAGGGUUUCCGAAACCAGCUAUCCAGUGGACCAUUACUGGCAGUGGAAGCGUCAUAAACCAAACAGAGGAGUCUCCUUAUAUCAAUGGCAGGUAUUAUAGUAAAAUUAUCAUUUCCCCUGAGGAGAAUGUUACACUAACUUGCACAGCAGAAAACCAACUGGAGAGAACAGUAAACUCCCUGAAUGUCUCUGCGAUAAGUAUUCCAGAACACGAUGAGGCAGACGAUAUAAGUGAUGAGAACAGAGAAAAGGUGAAUGACCAGGCAAAACUAAUUGUGGGAAUUGUAGUUGGUCUCCUACUCGCUGCGCUCGUGGCUGGUGUCGUCUAUUGGCUCUACAUGAAGAAAUCCAAAACUGCAUCAAAACACGUCAACAAGGACCUUGGCAAUAUGGAGGAGAAUAAAAAGCUAGAGGAAAACAACCACAAAACAGAAGCCUAAGAGAGGAGUUGGUUCCAAGUCUCCAG